AUGGCUGCUCAGCAGAACGGUGCUUCCAAUGACUUUACCGUCAAGGCCGGUUUGGCCCAGAUGUUGAAGGGUGGCGUGAUCAUGGACGUUGUCAAUGCGGAACAGGUAUGCGCUCAAUUGAUGAAAAAACGAUCGGCACGACUUGCGAUACUGACGACCAUCCUUCCUGCAGGCCCGCAUUGCUGA
Molecule: messenger RNA, 186 nt
Organism: Aspergillus melleus
Lineage: Eukaryota; Fungi; Ascomycota; Eurotiomycetes; Eurotiales; Aspergillaceae
Product: Pyridoxal 5'-phosphate synthase subunit snz1
Exons: 1
Coding region: 1-186 (61 amino acids)
Biological process (GO): pyridoxal 5'-phosphate biosynthetic process
Source: RefSeq, a predicted model, not a curated record